AUGGGGAAUGGAUUAUCAGACCAGACUUCUAUCCUGUCCAGCCUGCCUUCAUUUCAGUCCUUCCACAUUGUUAUGCUGGGUUUGUACUGUGCUGGAAAGACAACUGUCUUAUACAGGCUGCAGUUCAAUGAAUUUGUAAAUACCGUACCUACCAAAGCAUUUAACACUGAGAAAAUUAAGGUAAACCUGAGAAAUUCUAAAACAGUCACUUUUCACUUCUGGGAUGUAGGUGGUCAGGAGAAAUUAAUGCCACUGUGGAAGUCAUAUACCAGAUGCACAGAUGGCAUUUUAUUUCUUGUGGACUCUGUUGAUACCGAAAGGAUGGAAGAAGCCAAAACUGAACUUCACAAAAUAACUAGGUUAUCAGAAAAUCAAGGAGUCCCUGUACUUAUAGUUGCUAAUAAACAAGACUUGGGGAACUCAUUAUCUCUUUCAGAAAUUGAGAAAUUAUUAGCAAUGGGUGAACUGAGCUCAUCAACUCCUUGGCAUUUGCAGCUUACCUGCGCAAUCAUAGGAGAUGGCCUAAAGGAAGGACUUGAGAAACUACAUGAUAUGAUCAUUAAAGAAAAGUCUGUCUCAAAAAAAAAAAAAAAAGUAGACAAUCCUGCCUACCUACAGAGAAAUCCUCUCAAGUCAAAACACAAAGCUGAAUAUAAUUCAAUGCAUUCCAUGUUUUUGGAAUGUCAGAGGUACAACACCAAAGUGCCUUGUACACAAUUCAUUGUGUCUGGCUAUCAAAAACAAAAUAACAACAACAACAACAAAAACUUGCAAAGAAUACUAAAAGGCCAAAAACAGUUUGAAGAGACACAGCAAGCAUCAGAGCCAGACUCAGAUAUGACAGAGAUGUUGGAAUUACUAGACUGGAAGUUUUAA
This is a messenger RNA of Symphalangus syndactylus (siamang), 876 nucleotides long. Its product is annotated as ADP-ribosylation factor-like protein 4A. Gene Ontology annotation, molecular function: GTP binding; GTPase activity. Lineage: Eukaryota; Metazoa; Chordata; Mammalia; Primates; Hylobatidae. The record is from RefSeq and is a predicted model, not a curated record.